Acyrthosiphon pisum (pea aphid) is the source of this 5893-nucleotide messenger RNA. RefSeq lists its product as uncharacterized. NCBI's taxonomy places the organism in Eukaryota, Metazoa, Arthropoda, Insecta, Hemiptera, Aphididae. The coding region runs from base 606 to 4091 and encodes 1161 amino acids. The transcript has 9 exons. The record is from RefSeq and is a predicted model, not a curated record.
UGUGUACGUGUGCCGGGAUCCCCGAACGGUGCGUGCGCAAAUCGAUCGUCGUACGAAUACGUGUGUUUGUGUGCGAGUGUGUGUGUUUGCGCGUGGAUGGGUGCGCGGGGAAGGGAUUUGGGAGCGCGCAAACGCCGCCCGGCGGCACAGCGACAGCGUCAUCACCGGCAGCACCGGCAGUCGGCGGAUCGGCGCGUUCCGUGUGUCUGGCCUAGUACACAUUGUUGGCUGUAAUAUUGUCGUCAUCGUCGUACGGUACGUACGGUACGUAGGUAUAUAUUUUAUUCGUACGGGCCCACACCGCGUAUACCGCGGUACAGGCGCGCACGCACGAACCUCACUGAGCGGUACACGUCAUAUCGUAUUAUCGUACGACCGUACAGUACAGCCGAUCCUGCCCGUGCCCCGCUGACUCCAACAUUGCCGUUUCCAUAAUAUUAUAAUCAUAGCAUAGUCAUUAUCGUUAAUAUUAUAAUAUCGUUACGAGUACGGCCGGAGACCACGCGGCCGGGGCGUCGCCGAGGGAAAACGCCGUGCGCCAGACGCCGCCGUCAUGACGCCCGUCAUCAAUUCGACGACGUUGGCAACCGUGCCGCUAGCGUGACAUGGACAAGCGUGCGGAACACGUGAGGAAAUUGCCUCCGUUGGCCUCGUCCGAAGAUCUCAGUGAAGAUUUAUUAGACAGCCCGGAAGCUGACGCCAGAAACAAAUGUUUGGAAGACAUCGAGGAAGUGCCGAACACGCCGGCCAAGGCGUCAAGACAACAGACGAUAUGUUUGGCGAUGCCAAACACCCCCAGGAUAGACAUCUCUCGAGCCAGCAGCUCUUCGCAUCACGACGACAGUAGUCCCGAGAGAGACUUGUUUGUCGACGCUGACGGAAAAUCCGUUGAAUCUGUUAAAUCUGGUCUAGGAUAUACGGAAGAGAUUAUACCUGACCUCCAUAGCAGUACUGAAGAAUUAAACUUUCACGACUUAACUGAAUCGGAAAUCAGAAGGCGGCGGUCAAAACUGCAGCCUCAAUACGCGGUUUCUGACGCUACUAUGGAUACGGAUUUUGCUGCUGAUCGAAGAGAUACAGCUAGCGAAUCCGGUUUUCUGUGCAUUAGUGGUCGUAGUAGCCGAGUUUCUUCAGUAGGAUCAGUACACUCCACUGCCUCCAUAGCUUCUGCAGCAUCACGUUUGUCUGCUGCGUCGAAUUAUUCCAGAGCUUCCAGAGGUUCAUCACCACAUAGAGUUCUUUUGGAAACAUCGUUUUGUGGUCCAAAAUCACCAGAACACUUUGCCAAUCGCCAACUGAUCCCUAUCAACGACGACGACGACGAUCUAAGUGAACCAACCGUCAGACCAAAAUUAGCAGACAUUGAAACUCAAACAGAACAAAGACCAAAAAAAGUGCACGUAGAAUCUGUCAAAAAAGAAAUAAAAAACGAUCAAGUUAAAGCAAAAGUAAAGAAAACUAAAUCAAAAGAAAUAAAAGAGGUUAAAGAAAUACAAGUGGAUAAAGAAAUAAAAGUUACAAAAAAUCUGGCCAUGGAAAACGAAUCAAAAGAAAGAAAAACAAAAGAAAAGCCUACUUCAAAAGUAAAAGUCGUACUAGAUAACCCCAAAACACAAAAAUUUGUACCAUUAGACAGUCUCGAUGACGACGACAUAGAAAUAAUUCAGGGUAAUGCACCGAAACAAGUCCCAACAGCCAUACCAAGGGAGAAGUCAUCUCGUCCAAAAAUAACUACAGGAGAAAAUCAAAUUUACAUUCCAUUAAACCCUGAUCCGACCGAACAAGAAUCUGCAAAUCCUACUAGUCCAAAACGAUUAAAGCCAUUUACAAAUCGGACAUUAGUGGAUUUCAUCAAUAGAGAUCCGGCAACUAUUGAAUCUUCUAAAAGAAUAAGGAGACCAAUCAGAUCAGGCUCGCCAGGAAUCAGAGAAGAGUUUAAAAAGUUCAUAUCAAGCACAGAUGAAGAGGCUGACGGAGCUCCGAUACAACCUGUAAAGUUAAGAAAACAAAUGAGCGUUGAAAUGACUAAAAGAAAGUCUAUAGAUCAAGAUUGCUCUUCCAGAUCCAUGUCACCGUCAAUAUUUGAAGAGUUUCAAAAGUUUAUUUCUGAACCUGAAGAUGGAGAUAUAAAUGUUACAAAACUUGAAACAAAAAAUCGUUGUUCGGCCAUUUCCAUUACGAGCCGUGAAGUACAAUCUGUAGUUGGGGCGGGCCUAACAGAUAGUCCAAAUCUUGGAAGAUCGUUAUCUCCGUCAAUACACGAAGAAUUUCAUAAAUUUAUGGCACAACCAGACGACGAAGAAAAAGGUAUCAUACAUAAGACAUUACCUCACACAGCAUACAAAAACCCUAUUGAAGGUAGUCCUUCAUUGUCGACUUCAAGUAACAUUCGUUCGAUCUCACCAAGUAUUUACGAAGAAUUCCAAAAAUUCAUUGUAGAACCAGAAGGUAAUGAAGAUUUACUACCAGCACCACCACCGAGAAAACACGAUAAUGAUUUACACCCAGAUGAAGCUUCCUGUAGUAGAUCUAUAAGUCCAGGAAUUCUAGAUGAAUUCCAAAAGUUUAUAAGUGAACCAGACGAUGAUUCGUCAGGUAGAAAAAUAUGUGAUCCAGCGCCACCUGCAAAAAGUCAACAAAUGAUUAAAGUUCAAGUACAUUGUACACCUGGAAGUCCACCACCGGAACAAAUAGUCAUAAAAAAUUCAGGAAGACCUAAAUCUGACGAUCUAGUGAAAAUCAUACCACUUAAAAGCGAAGACGACGAUUCAGGUCAGCUACAAUCUGUCUCUUCAUCGCAAGCUCAGAUCCUCAGGAGGCGUUCCGAGUCUUCCAAAGAAGCCAGACCGAAAACCGGUACAAUGGAUAAAUCUAAGGAUCGUAGAGGAUCAAGUCGUUCGCUGUUGGGAUCACUUCUACACCGAGCUAGCAGUUUUAGAAGUAUUAACAAGAAAUCUCCAAAACGAUCUAGUGCGUCAGAGUUUGUUGAUAUUGAUCCGAAAUUCACUAACGUAGAGUUUAAAUUUAAUCAAGAUAUAGAAAAGGAUACGGUUAUAAUUCCAUUGCACUCCCCUAAUGAUAGUUUCGACGAACUCGUUGUUAGCGAUUCAGAUUCAAAUAUCACAAGGGCAGUUGUUCACGUUUCAUAUGAACCUAAGCAAGUAGAAAUAGAAACCGUAUCGAAUAAAAAAAUAUUCGACGAUUUGGUAAAACACCAAAACAAAGUGCUAGUAGAAUCAAUGGACAAAGUUAAUGUUGCUGAUGAUACUGUUAAAAAUAUUCAAAUCAUCAAAGAUGACAUUUGGAACAGUAACGAAAAUGGUGAUUGCAAAAUUACAAAUAAUUUAGUGAAACUCGAAGAGUCGUCAUUAUCACCCGGAUUCAGUAGAUCACAAGAUCCGGUGCACUCGGCCAACAGCAACGAUACGUCACCAGACUCGGAAGUGAUGUCCUCGCUUUCGAUUGCUGCCACAGAAGAAGAGAAGAAGAAAUUAUUCAGCCACCCAAAUUCGGUGGAAGAAGAAUUGCCACAUGUUCCGACAACACUUCCGCUAGAAAGGUCGGUGGCCGUGCCAAUUAUACCGGUCAAGCAUCGGAUCGCCGAGACGAAGACUUGUUCGUUGGAUAGGCCGACUCCGCGGUGCAGCACACCUAGCGCCACCGACUUGCCUUCGGGACUAGGAACUUACGCCAUCGCAGCCGCGUUCGAAGACUCGCCGGUUGUUGCCAACAAAAUACAGAUCAUACUACCGAAAUUCAGUAAACCCGCAACCACCGUCCAGACUGCACCGACUACCGAUCCCCCGAGGCGACGCCGAGCCCGCAGCGUCAACGUGCCGAUGAGCUGCUCGCGAGGCCGCUGGGUGGACUUCGACGACGACGACGACGACGACAACCUCAAGCGCGGCGGCGAGGCGUCGUUCAAGCCCAGGUCGCCCAAGAAGAUCACCGUUCUACCCAUGUCCAUGAGACCCCGUCGGCGAUCGUCGUCCACCAACGUGGACCACAGCCGAUGUGGGUGCGACUGUCACCUCCACGGAGGACACGAAACAUGGCCCGCGGUCACCAGGAACAGGAGCGACACGACUUGAACGAAACCCAACGAACGCCGAAAACAAACGAACCGUCGUCCGUCGUACUAUGAGCAACGACAACGACUGACCCUGUCGUCGUUUUCCGUCUCAAUAAUAUUCGGUCAGGUGGUAAUGAUAAUUGAUAAUAUUUAUAAUUUACUGUUACGAAAUACUGUUUAUUUACUGUUAUUAUAUUCAUUGCGAUUUCACUCGAUUCGAAACGAUAUUUUAUAAUAGGUAUAUGUUAUUUAAGCAUAUAAUAUUAUAUUAUGUUAUAUUAUAUAUAUUAUGUACCCGUCUAAUUAUUAUACUUAUGUUAUACUAUGUAUGAAAACAUUUUUUAAAAAUAUUAUAUAUAUAUACAUAUACUAGCUGCGCCGUGCGGCGUGCAAGUUCUACAGAAUAUUCUAGUCGAAGAAGACGUGCAAACUGCAGCGUAGGUGUUCGGCCAUAGGCGACAAAAAUCGUGUUCUGAAUACAAAGUUCUGUAUAAAAAAAAUAUAUAAUAAUAAAUUGAAUAAUAACAGUUAAAUUUUACGCACUGCCAUUCUUUGAACAAAAAAAAACAUAAAAAUAAAUGAGCUGAUGACGGUCGUCGUACACCUACGUACGAUGAUUCUGUAACAAUUUCCACUAUAUACGUUUGAUAAAUCGUCCUUUGGCCACUUUUUCACUUUCCAUUUUUAAAAUAAUAAUAUACAUAUUAUAACGUAACGAUACUCUUACGGUAAAGGUUUACAAUUAAUAUUCUAUUUAUUCGUUUUAAUAGAUGUUUUAUUGUUAUUAUAAUACUAUUAAUUAUUAUUAUACGUGCGACAGUGUAUUCUGCGUGGAUAGAUGUGUUAAAAGUUCCUUUGAGGCCAACCCUGGCGAUAAUCAUAAUAUUAUACUUUAUAUUCUACAAAUCGAUAUAAUACGAACCACGCGUAACAUUGAAAAUGAUUAUAUCGUACAAUAUUAUUGAGCAAUGUUUAUGCGUCUAAACUCAAUAUUUCCAACAUUUUAUGAACCUAUAAUAUUAUUAUAAUAAGACAAUAUUAUUAUUAUUUAAUAAGUAAAUGUUAUAUUAUAACAAUAUUAUAAUAAAUCGUACGUUAUUUACCACCGUUUUUAUUCUGGUUAAUUGCGUGUGAAAAGCUGACCAAAGAUUCCAUGGAUGUAUUAUAGUAGGUACUUGAUGCGGGGCCAAUUUUGGUCAAGGAACUUUUUCACGCAAAUACUUUUUUUUUUUUUUUUAGAAUCUUUUGACAUGUUUAGCAAAUAUUACACACCUAAGUGUUAAAUAUUAUAUUUAUUAUAAUUUAUUGUUAAGUUUAAAAUUCUAGAUGUUUUAGACCAAAUGAAUAGAAUGAAAAACGUUGAAUAGAUUAUGUAGGAAAUAAUUGUUGUCCCUCAGACAAUGCAAAUAUUAUGUUUAUCAAGUUUUUAGACCAUAACUUUUCCACUUGGAUGAUUUUGUUCACUUAAUAAUUUAGAUUUGUUAAGAUUGAACUAUAAAAUGAGCAAUUUUUUAUUGAUGCAGAGUAAUUACAAUACUAUACGUAUUGAUUAAUAAUGCAAUUUAGCGAAAUAAAAUGCUAAAAUAACUAAUUUGGCUCAUUCUUAAAUUGUAUUUUAUAUUGUUUUAUUUUUUUUUUUUCAAAACAGAUGAUUAUUGCAUGAAAUUAAGUCUAUUUAACGUACGUGAUUAAUGUACGACUGAUUUGUUUCUAAUUUUUAACCCUAUUGUACAUGAAAAAACAUGUUAUUUUAUACUGUUGUUAUUUGUGUAUUAUGUAUGAAAGAGAUUACUAUUAAAGCGAAAACAAUUUAUAUUAGUC